Molecule: messenger RNA, 420 nt
Organism: Laccaria bicolor S238N-H82
Lineage: Eukaryota; Fungi; Basidiomycota; Agaricomycetes; Agaricales; Hydnangiaceae
Exons: 1
Coding region: 1-420 (139 amino acids)
Source: RefSeq, a predicted model, not a curated record
AUGUGGAUGCUCAAACACCGCGCCGUGUGCACACGAUUACCCUUGUCGACGACGCUGACCGCUGCCCAUUUUGAUUGCUGGAGCCGAUUUCUGCAGCCGCCUAUGUUCACCGAUCCCGGAUUUGUUUUUUAUUUGCUUCCCCCCUUGCUGGUCGUCGUUCCUAUCGCCUUCAUUCACUUGUCGGAGCCUUUUGACGCAUGGACCAUUGACUGGACGUUCAACUUGGAGAUCAGGAGAUAUCUUGGUUUGAGGGAGUGCUCUCCCAUUUUAUUUUUAUUGUUUUAUAUUUCGCAUUUUUGGAGACCACUUCGUUUCAGGGAGUGUUCUCAUUGCUCUUUGGUGCAUUGCUUUGCUCGAGGGAGUGUGUUGGAAUUCCGGGAGCUGUGCGAGCAUGUGCAAUGCGCCCGAUACCCGGAUUAA